Gongylonema pulchrum is the source of this 372-nucleotide messenger RNA. Lineage: Eukaryota; Metazoa; Nematoda; Chromadorea; Rhabditida; Gongylonematidae. The record is from the annotation of a GenBank genome assembly.
CACGAAGAACCUCGUCUGCUCAGCGCGCACUUUUCAGCUGUAGCUGGAGCAUCUCGGGAAAAUCUUCGUACUCGGCCAUCACAAGCCGGAUUAAUUCACCACGACGUAAUACACGAGGAUUCCAAGGCCGAUUUACCAGUUGGACGACAUCCAGUCAGCGGGGAUCCCCCGCCAUCAUUUGAAUCAGGUGCAGCACAAAAACACCUUGCAGCCAGGACUGCCACCUGGCAGAGCCGAUACCGCCAUAAGCUAUACAAAAGGCAAAGUCGUCUCGAGACACAUAUUGCUGCAGUUCACGAAAAGCUCGCCUUAAAAAGUAGCAAAUCGAGCGGCAGUCAGAUUCUGCCGGCAACAGCUGUGCACAAUCAGUAA